This is a messenger RNA of Hydractinia symbiolongicarpus, 8796 nucleotides long. RefSeq lists its product as uncharacterized. The record is from RefSeq and is a predicted model, not a curated record. The transcript has 19 exons. Gene Ontology annotation, molecular function: calcium ion binding. Bases 515 to 7948 code for a protein of 2477 amino acids. NCBI's taxonomy places the organism in Eukaryota, Metazoa, Cnidaria, Hydrozoa, Anthoathecata, Hydractiniidae.
CUCCCCCUGAUUUUUUGCUCAACUCUAAAAAAAAUACCGGUACCAAAAAGUAUACCGAACGUGUUUUACUGUGGAGAAAUAAACACAGCAUAAUUUUUGGCAACCGUGCAAAGUGAAACAAAUAGGUUGUAAACUUUAUAUUAGGGGGUUGUAACUUUGUAAACACUUUUAUAAUUCAGGGGUGAACGAUGUUGCAUUUGGCUGUACGGUUAUAUUUUACAACAAAACAAAAUAAGGAACCUCUUUCUAACAUUUAACGAAUUUUUUCGAAGUUAUGUAAUGCGAGAAAAAGUAGUGAAUUAACAGGCCCCUCCCCCGUUUCUGUCAUCAAUGGCAGCUUUCUCAAAAGAGAUUCACUUGCUGGGCGAGGUUCUUCAUUCGGCGAAUAUAAAACUGUAAGAAAGAUAGAAAGUUUUUAGUUUUGCGAAUUGGAGAAAAAGAUAAUUAAAUUAUUAUAUCCUGAUGUGAAAAUGGUUUUUAAUUAACUUGGCUAGCUUCUUUCUACAAAGUUGUGAUGGCAAAGAUGAAGAUACUCCUUCUCUUUUUUGCAAGCUGCUUGUCAUUUGCUGCUUGUUGGCUAUCUCCAUCAGGCUUACACGUUUGCAGAAAGUCUGUUGCAUAUCACACCUACGAAAGCAGAAGAUAUUACAGAAGGGCUUAUCAAAAUUACAAAACAAAGACUGGUCUCUUUGGUUGGUGGCGCAGAACUGUAUACAGAACAUAUUCUACGGCUUACUAUGAAAAAUACCUUGUCACCAGGUACAGAAAUUCAUAUAUUUGUUGCAGCGGAUGGUCAAGAAGCAAUUAUCAAUGCUCCAUACCAAUUUGUGCACGUGGAUGUGGUCACGGACGAUGUACAAGUCCAAACAAAUGUACAUGUUACCGUGGUUACCAUGGAGACAAAUGUCAAUAUGACAUAAAUGAGUGUUCUUCAAGCCCAUGUGAUCACAAUUGCCGAAAUCUACCUGGUACAUAUGCUUGCACUUGCAGAGCGGGUUUUACGAAAACAAACCCCUUCAACCCUACGGAUAGAUCCUGUUCAGACGUGAACGAAUGUUCUGCUAAACCGUGUUCUUGUUACAAACCUGUUUCCAGUUGUCGUGCGUCAUGCAGAAAUACAUACGGCAGCUUCGUAUGCUCAUGUAGUUCAGGGUUUCAAUUAAAUUCUGUUAGGGGAGCCGUGUGCGUCGACAUUAACGAAUGUUCCUCAUCCACACUUAACACAUGCGGUCGUCAUUGUUACAAUACACCCGGUUCAUUCUCCUGCAAUUGUGCAGCUGGUUACAGAUUAUCUCCAGAUUCGAAGACCUGUAUAGACAUAGAUGAAUGCAAGUCAUUUAAUGGAGCAUGUGAUCAUAUAUGUACCAAUCAGAUUGGAUCAUUUCAAUGCUUAUGUCGACAAGGCUAUCAAUUAUUGUAUGACAAAAGAAGAUGCGGUGAUAUCAAUGAAUGCGUUACUGAAGCUCCUUGCCACCUUUCAAAGAGUAUGUGUCACAACUACCCUGGUUCUUAUCAAUGUGUCUGUAAACCAGGAUAUCAAAUGUUACCAAACAACAGAACAUGCUCAGACAUCAAUGAAUGCAAUACGACAGUUGGAAUAUGUCAACAUCAAUGCACAAACUUCGAAGGCUCAUACUCAUGCUCUUGUAAUGCUGGAUAUCGAUUGGAUCAAGAUAAACAUAAAUGCUAUGAUGUUGACGAAUGCAAAAAAGGAAGCCAUAGAUGUGAUCACACAUGUCAAAACUCGAUUGGUGCAUACAUUUGCCUAUGUAGGCGAGGAUAUAUCUUGAACGCUGAUGGAUUUACAUGUAGAGCUCUUCCAUGUAUGCGAAUAUCAAAACCUGUGUUUGGAGCAAUGAAUUGUACUGGUUUUGUGACAGAUUCAGUUUGUAACUUUUCUUGUUCACUGGGUUUUGACUUGCAAGGUUCAAACAGACGUAGUUGUUUAUCUAGCACGACUUGGUCAGGAUAUAAAGCCAGGUGUCAACGGAAAAAAUGUCCAGCCCUUGCUGCACCAAUUCAUGGGUCCAUUGUUAUCCCAUGUUUUCAACUAUUUGGCUCAACCUGCAUGAAGCGAUGCGAGAAUAAGUAUUAUUUAAACGGCAACCGAACAUCACAGUGUGCCUUAAAUGGAGAUAAUAUAUUGGCAUGGACCAAUGAAGAUACAAAAUGUAAAGCCAUCGCUCCUUGUCAUCCAAAUCCCUGCCAUCACAAUGGAGAUUGUAUACAGCUAUCAACAGCAGAGUACAGUUGUAACUGUGAUGGAACUGGAUACACAGGACAAAACUGUGAAAUUGCCAUGGUUGUUAUUUCAGAGCUGCCACCUGUUCUUGUUGGUAUUGAUUCUGAAUAUGUAGCUGUCACUACUCAAGCUGAAGAGAAUAUUGAAAUAAGUAUUCAAGAGGAAACUGGGAUGUUGACGUUUUCACCAAAUUCUGUGACAUUAAAAUAUCCUGAAAGGAAAGCGUCAUUUAAAAUCGCAUCUAAUAAACCUGGCACGUAUAAAGUGAAGUAUAAAAUAAAUAAGAAUAAGUUGCCCAUUCUUCCUUUACAAGAUGAUCUUGUGUAUGUGUUCCAAAAUGAUGUACCUAAGCCAGUUCAAGUUAAAAAUGAUAUUUUUAAUCAAGGGUGCCAACUGCAAAAGCUCACAGACAACGUUUCUCUCACCUCCUUCUGUAAAUGGAAUAAUAGAGGUACAUCUGGAUUGGUGUCAAUCUCUGCUCCUGUUACCAAGAACAUUCCUUUAUCUAUGAAUGGUAUAAUGAAAGAAAGCUUUGCUAAUUUUAUGCACAAUGGAGUUUUGACGCUGGGAGAUGAAAUACGGCAAUUGUUAGAACAUAAUUCGUUUGCAACGUGUUCCACACAAUGUAAUGCAACGUUCGAUAAGAAACUAGUAGAUGUUUUCAUAAGCAAUUUCUACUUUCCACAGCUUCUGUUUAAAGCUCUUGAUUAUCACUUUCCAAGCUGGUUUAGUGUGAAUUUAGGAAAUAAAGAACAUAAAUACAAUCCAGAAAACUUACAUUCAACAAUUGUAAGUGCAACAAAUCUAGAAAAGUAUCCGUUAUGCGCUCAACUUCAUAACACCAGAACGAAAAGUCACCAAUAUGUAGUGUACACGCCUAAGAUGUUUAUGAAUUUUCAGUUUCACUCAAGCAUACAGAAAGUUUCAGAUUUGACAGCAACUUGUUUCGCUGUUAAUCUGAUGAAUGGAAUUGCCAGUGUGAAUAUUGGAAAAGGGCUUGACAUCUCUAGGGAUUUUGCAACGCUUGGUAUGCCAGUCAAUUACUUUACAUUGUCUUCAUUAUUGUUUAUUCCUUUGAGAAAUAAAAUGGAGCAUUGUGCCUUUACUGGGGAGCAAAAGAUUUGUAUUCAUCCAACCAUGAAGAUAAAGGCUAGUAUCAUAUCAACAUUUAACGUAGGCAAGUUUCGGCUUGACGGUUACAUUUCCCUGGAAACAAAUAACCUUGAUAUGCUUCUACAACAAAAAUUAGAUGUACCAUUUAAAUCGAUUUUUUCCGGUUCAUUAAUUUAUGAGAUUAAAAUGAACUUCCUUGGAAAAUCGUUGUUAUUGCAAGGUAACGAACAGAACUCUGGUGGGUUUAUGCGACAUUCAGAUUCUUUGGGUUAUUGGGAAAUCAUAUUAAAUCCAAUUCUAACUGCGUCUUCCUUUGUGUACGAUUAUUCAACUGUUACAUUUCAUCCCUUGAAACAUUCUUUUGUGAAAAUGUUGAUAAAGGGCAAUGGCGGACGGGUAACAGGUGUCAAGAACACGGAAAAAACCUAUCUGAAACUAAGAACUUAUCAACGAUAUUUCCUUACUUAUACAACAAACCUGGAGAAAAGCUUAAAGGUCAAAUAUAACGAACUAUAUCAAGUAUUUGCUCCAUUACAAAGCUCUGCGCAGCUGUCUUUAAACGUAUUGGUACAAGAAUUUGCAGGGCACAAUAUAAGUUAUGAGAAAGUUAUCAACCUGUUUAAGAAGUUAAGCGAAGAUUUGGUCAGCAUUGAAUCUUUUGUUUCUACACUAAAGUAUUGGUUAAAAUCGAAACAAAUAAAGGAAUUUGAUAAAAACAUUUCGCUUAUCUUAAAUUACGUGUCGAGCUUUAAAACAAUAGAAAUAAAUCCAACUUUGUCGUCGGUUACGUUUGAUCAAAAAUACGUUACCUUUUCGUAUGUUGGAGAGAUAUGUUUGUACAACCUAUGUCUUAAUGAUAUGUCCACAAAAAUGAAGUAUGGCCUUGAUGAAGAUAAAAUUACAAUGAUUUCUAACCACAAUACAACUAGAAAUCUCGCUGCACGUCUGCGCGUAAAGAAGGGAGAUGUGCUGUAUCUAAAUAUCCAUAAAAAUAAACAUUGGUUUAAAGGUUACAUGAACGUUUCCAUCAAAGUAUUCGACCGGUAUUAUGACACCAUUCUUAUCAUUGACGAGUCAAGCUUGUCCUACAACCUCACUGUUAAGUUAAACAAAAAGUAUCACUUUGAAGUGUUUGCUCAUUCCAAUCUGCAGGAACUUUUGAGUUGGAAAAACAUCAUUAGCGAGGUUAAAGGAAAAUCAAUGACAAUGUCACAGCAUCUUAAUACAGUCAUGCAAAGAAAUUUUGAAGAGAUAGCUAAAGAUACAAAUGCGCGACUCCAUUUGUCCCUACAACGAUUUUCCGAUGUCAGAAAAAAGGUUGAUUUUCUAAAUGAAUUACAAGUAACCAGAAAAAAGCAAUAUGACAACGUUUCAAGAAAAUAUCGUCGUGCAUAUGGUCUAUAUCAACAUGCAAUUCUUCAACUGAACACAAGUCAACAACUAAUGGAUUCAUAUACAUUCAUCAAGGGGCUGUACAUUGAAAAAAAUUUAACUGGACUUUGUCUUAUACAAGCUUGUGAAAAGAAAUGCCUUUAUGUACCUGUAUGCGAAGUCUGUCAGGACCGGGUUAUUAGAACUGCUAAUUACUUGAAAUGUGACCAAAGGGAAGAGGAAGUUCGAAGUGUUAUCGAGAAAUCGUGUCCUUCCACAUGCGAGGUUGUAAAACAUAUAUUUACUCCACAGUACACGGGAAGCUGCAAACAGGAUUUAGGUGAACAAGCAAUGAUUGAUGCUUUUGCAAAGAAUUCAAUAUCAUUCGUGGCAACAACUGCAGGGAAAUUAAUCGGCUCUAUAUUUGGUCCGGGUGGGAGUAUCAUUGGCAAUUUUAUUGGUAAAGCAGUUGGAUAUAUAGUCGGAAUGUUCUUUUCCUGCAGCAGGACUUAUGAAAUGGCUAUCCAUAAAAUUGCAUACAAUAAACCUUGUUUCUUACCUUGCACUCACAUAGAAGUGCUUAAGAGGAAGGUAUCUAACUGUUACAAUGAAAAAGCGCACAUUCAGGGUCGUUCUAAUGUUACCAGGCAAUGUAACUGCAUACAAUCGUGUGUUUCUAAGGUAGCUAACAUUUCUUGUACUCUCAAUAACAUCAACUGCAUCAAAAAAAGACAGCUCUUCUUAAAUUCAUCACGCACGAUUCCUAGGAAUUUUACAGAUUUACAUGAAACUAUUGAAAAGCAAAAGAUAAGUAUUGAAAGAUUACGAACAAAAGCGCGAAAUUUUCUACACAGCAAAAAAUUCUUUAAACAUGAACUAAUGAAAACGAAGAUAAUGAUUUCAAACGCGGAAAAAGAACAAAACAUGGUGGAGGAAAGGAAUUUACUAGCAUCAUCAAUACUAUCUAGUGAAAUAUGCAUUAUGACUACGUUUAGCCACCAUCCCAAUGUGUCAAACAUUGUCUACGUAGCAACUCCUGUUACAUUUAAUGGAACACUUCCUUUUUUUCAAAACGUGCUGCUGCGCCUUGAAGUGAGAAACGAGUUAAGUGGGGAAACUAAAAAUUUCGCGAUUCUUUACUCCUUCGAUGAUGACGAAAUGUCGUUGAAAACAGCGAUGAGAAAUGUUUUAGUUGCCACAUGUAAGAGCAAAAGAGAAAGGAGAUCGUUGAAUGAUGACCAGUUGCAUGUUGACGAUGCCAGUGUCUCUCCAAUGCAAAAAGGUUGUCUUGAACUCAAGCGAACAACUGAUCUUAUUAAGUAUGCUUUCUCAUCGCUUCAAAAUUUAACUAAUGAUGCUUUGCAAUUAAAAAGUAUGAUCAAUGCUUCUGAAGAGUCAUUGGAGAUAAAUAAGAAUGCUGAAACCAGCCAUUCUGUUCUGAACGCCCAAUCUGAAGUGACUUCCUUCCUGAAAUACGAAGUAUCUGUCUAUCGUAACAGAACAACGGUAACAUACGUGCUUACACAAUGGAAACAAAACAUGGAGUUUUACAGAAAUGAGCAAAAUAUAUCAUCUUGCCUUGCUUUUGUAGAUUGCUUAAUUAGUUCUUUGAGUGAUUUAAAAAACUUACCAUCAAACUUUAUCAACAAAGAUAAUUUUUAUAGUAUGUUAUCCAACAUAACAAAGUCAGUUGUAGAGCUAACAGAACAAAAUUCAACAGCGCAUACUUUGGAAGUUAUUUCUUUGGAAACAACAGACCUUUUAGAUGAUGUUGAUACAAUGCUGAAGAAUUGUUUACAUUGCAUGCCGUUACCAAAACUUGUUUCGCCAGAUACAAAUUACUACGAUGUUGAAAAUGGAAGUCACAUUACCAUCAAUUGCGGUACCGUUCAAAGUAAACUCCCCGUGUCAUAUACGUGGAAACACAAUGGAAAAUUUAUGGACGAAGAAACUAAAAGUUCUUUAAAGAUGAGCGUUGAGUUAUCCGAUCGUGGCAAUUACAUCUGUGAAGUUACUUCUAAAGUUGGAACGGUUACCUCAAAUGCUACAUACAUAAACGUUUAUAAAAAGCCAGCUUUCGUUGAAAACCUAAAUGAUGUAACAUUAUUUCUUCCAAAUGUACAAAAUAUAUCUUCUCAUUUAUUUUGUAACAUAACAGCCUUUCCAAAACCAUCAUAUAAAUGGUUUUACCAAAAGUUUGAUUUGCUGAAAUCACCAAUUCAGUUGACAGCCACAUCGCUAGUGUAUUCAACAUCUGACCUUGAUUUUAGCCAUUCUGGAUACUACUAUUGCAAGUCUAGCAAUAAGUAUGGAGAAAUCACAAGUCGUGUUGCCCGAUUGGACAUUCUUGAGAUUCAAUAUCCUACUUUUGUUCUUACAAUUGGUGUCAAUGUAUCUAACGUUGUUUUUGGGAACAAAAGUGUCCACAUGACGGAAGUAAAUGCGUCAUUUUUCGGUCCUAUUGUACAAAAGAUGAAUUUGUUUGAUACUCAAAACAUUACAACCGAUUUUAAUGAAUCACGCCUCACCAUUACUAUUUCAUCUUUGACUAAAUUAAUUUAUUCAAACGAAACCAUGGAAGAUAUAUUAAAUUCCAACGUAAAGGCGAGGCAAGAUUUAUCUGUGGCAGCUGCAGUACUUAUAAGGCAAAUAUCCAACGCUUCUAUGACAUUGAUCAAUAACAAUGACAGUUAUUUCGGUAUAGUCGAGGAUUCGUUGUCUGUUAGUGCGAAGUUUAAUAUCUGUCGACAUGGAUAUGAACUUCACAAGAAUGGCAUGAUAUGCGUUCAAUGUCCUGCCGGAACAUUUGGAAACGAACAAGGUUUUUGUGUUGCAUGUGACAAAGGUUAUUACCAAGACUUACCUGGUCACACUUACUGCAAGAAAUGUUAUUUGGAACAAGGAGAUAAAAAUAUAGACUAUUCGAGCAAGCAUUAUUGCGAAAGAGUAGAGGAAAAAGCCGUAGCCGCUGAGCAGACUUACACAUGGAUCAUAGUUGGUAUCAUUGUCUUUUGUGUCGUGAUUUUGGUUUUGGUUAUCAUAUUGUGUGUUUGCAAGAAGAAAAGACAUCAGAAAAUGGCUGAAGAUAAAACACUGCUGCCUAAGCGUAACAAUCCAACGUUUCAGCCAAAUGACGACGAAGAAUUUCCUGUCGUGAGUUACGUUGAUUGUGUUAAAGGUGGUCAAACCACACAAGCUCUCAUCGUAUCACAAGAAAUUUAAUAUAUUUUGUUUGCUUGUUUGUUUCUUUGUAUACAUUUUUAAAGUUUGCAACAAUAUAGUUGUGAAUCGUCAUAUUACCAGGAAAUGCGCUUAUGGGUCGUAUAACUUUUAACGUAUUUCGAUUUUGAGAAACGUCACCUGUACAUUUUCUUUGAUUAUCCACUUAUCUUGCAAUUAUUUAGAUACGAAUUUAUUAUCCCUCCAUCCAGUUUUUGUUUCUCACAUUUUCUUAUUUUAUUACGAUGUUCAAAGUUUAAGGACGAUAUCUUAAAGUAUAUAAUGUUUUUUUGUAAUUGUAAAGGUUUUUUAGCCAUCAGGUACCAAAAAAUUACCCAAAAUGUGAUAAGACGCGACUCUGGUUUAGUUUAUUUUGUUGUGCCUUCAAGCAUUGUUAAGAGACCAAAUGUUGUUAUUUUUAACAGUUCAGUAUUUAAGAGUUUUCAAGGGAAAAGGAUUUGAAAUUUAAAUACUCUUAAAUACUCUUGAAGUGAAGUGAAAUUCGCGACAGUUCACCCUUUUGCAGCGAAGAAGUUGGGCCGGCAUUUAAAAAAAUAAAAGUAAUUCACAAGUUUUAGCGGGUCAGCUAGGCGUCGUGAGGCGUCGCAUUUAUGCAGGAGAAGUAGAACCAUUUAGUUUUGCAGAGAAUUCCUCCUACUUUCAGAAAAAUUCGGCCACAUUGUUUAAAAUCCAAUUCAAAAAUUAAUUCCCUUACGGAUGUGUAAAAAAAAAUUAACAUGUUUGGGAUCCAAUGUAUAUAUAACAUACGCUUUUAUUUUAUUUUUUAUUUGUCUCAUCAUCUUGUUAUUCUUUUGCUUUGUAUAUAGUUAAAAAAAGGACGUCAUAUGUAA